Kuraishia capsulata CBS 1993 is the source of this 279-nucleotide messenger RNA. RefSeq lists its product as uncharacterized. Gene Ontology annotation, cellular component: ribosome; cytosolic small ribosomal subunit. Gene Ontology annotation, biological process: translation; ribosomal small subunit assembly; maturation of SSU-rRNA from tricistronic rRNA transcript (SSU-rRNA, 5.8S rRNA, LSU-rRNA). The coding region runs from base 1 to 279 and encodes 92 amino acids. The record is from RefSeq and is a predicted model, not a curated record. NCBI's taxonomy places the organism in Eukaryota, Fungi, Ascomycota, Pichiomycetes, Pichiales, Pichiaceae. Gene Ontology annotation, molecular function: small ribosomal subunit rRNA binding; structural constituent of ribosome; mRNA 5'-UTR binding. The transcript has a single exon.
AUGAAGGUCAAGGCCGACAGAGACGAGUCUUCUCCAUACGCUGCCAUGUUGGCUGCCCAGGAUGUUGCCGUCAGAUGCAAGGAAGUCGGAAUCACCGCUGUCCACAUCAAGUUGAGAGCCACCGGAGGAACAAAGUCCAAGACCCCAGGUCCAGGUGGUCAAUCCGCUCUCAGAGCCUUGGCCAGAUCCGGCUUGAAGAUCGGAAGAAUCGAGGAUGUUACCCCAAUCCCAUCCGACUCUACCAGAAGAAAGGGUGGUCGUCGUGGUAGACGUCUUUGA